Messenger RNA from Heterotrigona itama, 2918 nucleotides. NCBI's taxonomy places the organism in Eukaryota, Metazoa, Arthropoda, Insecta, Hymenoptera, Apidae. The record is from the annotation of a GenBank genome assembly.
AUGCCAAACGACAAUUCCACGCAAAGGGAAACGCUGUCCUACGAAGCACACGUGCUGCAAGAAAUUCUGAAGAUAAACGAACUAAUGAUAAGACAGGCUCACCUGAACGAAGAAUUUCACGGUGACGAUAAAUUUUCACCGAAGAAUUACAAAAUCUCAAAGGAUGAAAAUAAUUCCUCUGCAGACAGAUUUGACAACGAAGCACGCGAGAUACAUUUUCAAGUGACGUCGAAGAACAUUUCAUCUCCGAAGGGAAGAAACAUUUCAUCGAGUACCACUGUGUUCAAGAUACGCUCGAGGACAACUUUAAGAAACGCGCGAUUUGAAAGGAACAAAUUUUCUGAAUCCGUCGAUUCUUCAGAAACAGACAGAACGCCUGCUUCUGACAGGACGUUUAUUUUAACUAAAAAUGAUCAGUCUCUCAAAGUGGAUGAAUUGGAUAUUCUUCGUUCAACGAUGCAUGAAAAUUGUGCGAACUCCACAGUAAGGGGAGAAAACGAAAUUUCUUCGACCAGGGUAAGAAAAAUGGAGGAUAGAUCGAUUGGUGAUGCUCUGUUCAGUUGUCCCUUCGAAUUAGUCGAGAUUUAUUCGAAUAAGAAUAAAGGGAAGAACAGUGAAAAUAAUUUGAAUAAUUUGGCCUUUGACGUAAGUCGACAAACGUGUUCGAUGAGAACUUUUCCAAAGGAGGGUGACAAACAGUUCAAAAUCGAAAAGAAUCAGCUUUCAGUGUCGAAAGAAGAAACGUGUGUGGAUAAUGGUAAGGACGGAGGAGUAAAAGACUCUGACAAAGUCGACGAGAUUUGUCGAAAAAUAUAUACGAAGGAAAUUGAUCAGAGUGAUGAUUUGCAGAAAGAAUGUAGAAAAGAAAAUUGUCAAAAUCGUAAUGAAACUGUUGAGGAAGAAUGCGCUCUGAAUAACAGUCUGAUUAAUAAAGAUUUUCAUGUGAAAAGACACGCGCAGAACAAUGAAGAUUCACAGAAGAAGCGUAGAGAAGAGAAUGACGAAAUAAAUGAAGAUUUUCAAAAAACAGAAAAAAUUCUCAAGAAUAAUAUAUCAGAAACUACUGUUGUCAAAUUAAUCCAAGAUCAAGAAAAUUCUAUCAUCAACUCGAGAAUUGCAAACGAUGGAACGAUGCAAAUAAACAAGCAAAAUCAAUUGGACGAAAAUGUCAUAUCUACGUCGAAAAAAGCUGAAGCCAAACAGGAUGUGAAUUUGAUUACAAUUUAUGAGGCAACGGGGAAACCUUGCACGGAGAAGACACGCGAAGAAAAUGAUUUCAAUAAAUCCGAAGUGACUGACGAGACAAGAAAAUGUAAUAUAAAACAGUCUGAUGAUCCGUCUACCUUCGAGAAUAAUAUCAAAUUAGAAGUGAAAUUAGAAGAAUCGUGUGUGAGAAACGAUGGUCUCAAUAUUACUGAAGACACACGUUCUUUAGAACGUAAGAAAGAUACGAACAAAGAGAAGGAAGUUGUUCCAACAAUUAAAAAACAAACCAGCGAACUGAAAUCUGCAAAUAUUUUGUCGAUUCCCUGCUCUUUGAGAAGAGUAGCAAAAAAUCAUGAUUUAUUUGUCAAUGAGAAGACUUCGAAAUCUUUAAAAUUCAGCGACUCAGCAAAUAAUGCAACGAUAAAAAUUGAAGAAGGAGCUUCUGAAGAGAUGCUUCGACGCGACAUUGAAUCGAUACCUUUGUCACAGACUUUGUGUGCGAGUAAUGCAGAAAAAUCAUGUGCGAAGAUUGACAACCUGAAUGCCAGUGAACAUACAGAUUAUUCGAAAUUUCAUAAGCUUACGGAUAAAGUGGAAGAGAACGUUUCAUCCACGUUUAAACAAGAAAACAGUCAAAGUGUGAAGAAAUGUCUGAGAAGUAAUUUGAACGCUGGUUCGCGUAAAUCGAAUGCAUUUGGCAGCAGUUCGUCAAGACCAAAAGCAGAAGGGAAUACCUCGUUCAAGUUUAAAGGAGGAAAUCGGAGUACAGGAACGAAAUGUCAGAAAAUGAAUUCGGACAUUGAUCCGCGUAAAUCGCGUGUAAUUGAUGACAAUUUCUUUAAACAACAUCCAGUUAAUCCGAAUGAAAGGAAAACAUCGAAAACAAUGACGCAGCACAGUGAAUCUGACGAUCUUAAAGAUUCGAGCAGUAACCUGUCGUCGUCGUUGGAAGACGUUCAUCGUCAAGGAAAAGUAUCAAAUGCUGAGGAGAGACACGCGAACGAAGAUUUAUCGACAGAAAACAAAAUUAAGAUAAUUGUCGAGAAACGAGAGAGCAAGGAAAAUAAAGUUAUUAGUGGCAAUAAAAAUUUGUUGUGCAACGAAGAUAUUCAAUCGUCGAUGAUUAAGAAUGAGAGAAUAGAGGAACGGGAUUCUGAUGAUUCUUACGAAGAGGUUGAGAUUAACGACGCGAAGCAUGAAACAGCUAUGCGAGAAUCGAGAAGAAUUGGUAUUAAUUACAAAGACUUAAACGUGUGCAAAAUGUUAACGAAGAUUCACGAACGAUUGACGAGCGAUUGGCAACGAAUGGAACAACUUCGAAUGAAAUUGCAAAUCUCAGUUUCUGUAGAGCUUGUGAAUCCGAUGAUGAUGCUGCAAUUGCUGGAUAAAACUAUAGCUAGGUGUAAGAGUUAUAUCCACGGUUCAAACAACAGCUACGAAACUGAACUGCAGAUGGCUAAACUCUUGUCAAAGUAUGUUGUUGAAUUGGUGAAAAUCGUGAAAAUUAACAGAAAAAGUUUGGAAGACCAAGGUUCGAAAAUUCGUCACUAAAGGAUAUACUUAACAUAUUAAUUGAGAAAUUAAUCAACAAUUCGUAUUUUAAAUACAGCAAAAUUUUUAUUGUAGAACGACAUGUCGAUCAAAUGCAAUCAGAGUUGGUUCAAGGGCAUCAUGUUAAUAAAAAAGUAUUUAAUACUAUUCAAUACUACUAA